CGUCACCGCCUUAAGAAAUGGGACCACUGGUGCAAAUGGACGUUACUUUCAGCCCCACAAGCGUCACGCAUUUGAUGUAUUUCACACACGCGCACCUUCCAACCCAUCAGAGACAGGUCAAUUGGAAACCCCCACCCAGCCCUCCUCUCCUUUCUCACGCAUCAAGACACGGACGAUCGUCUGCCCAGCCACCAAUUUGAUUUGACGAACGUCCCAGGUCACGAGACGUCUGGCACGCACGCACGCCGCCUAUAAAAGCGGCAGGACGUUCUCCGACCAGGCAGCCAAACGCAACGCGACUUGCAGGAGAGGAAGCUGCGCGUAACGGCACAAGUGCGUCCCAGACAUGGAGAGGUCCCUCCGGUUUGCUUUGGUGUGCUUUGCAGUGUCCCUGCUCAUCUCGUGUCACCCCGUCCGAGCCUGGUACAAGCAGUCCACCGGGCCCGCUUACUACUCAGUGGGGCGCGCCUCGGGUUUGCUCUCUGGAAUCAGGAGGUCGCCUUAUGUGCGCAGGUCCGAGUCCCAAGAAACGUCAAUGGACAGCGGGGAGACGAUCGGCGUCAACGUUGUUCCGGAAACGACCAGGCAGGUCUCCUUGCUCAAAAGUAUGGCUAUUUGCGUGAAGAACAUCUCCCCGAACCUGAAGAGCUGCGAGUUGCUGCGGGACGGUACCGGCACCUUCCAGUGCAAGGCGGACGUCUUCCUCACCGUGGACUCGCUGGACUGCCUGUCCGCAUGAGUCCACAGCGCGCUCAUCUUGUAAAGGAGGCUCGUUGUCGCCCAUUACAGAGCCCUGAAUGUUUUGGGUUUCUUUCUUUCCUUAUUUAAAGGUGCAAUUAUGUUUCAUUGAGCGAAUAUUCCAUUAGAAUGAAUUCACUGCAAAGUUUGUUUGGCGCAUGUGAGAAAGUUCAUUCCUGUCAAUUACUU
Molecule: messenger RNA, 927 nt
Organism: Phyllopteryx taeniolatus (common seadragon)
Lineage: Eukaryota; Metazoa; Chordata; Actinopteri; Syngnathiformes; Syngnathidae
Gene: npb
Product: neuropeptide B
Exons: 2
Coding region: 347-739 (130 amino acids)
Biological process (GO): feeding behavior; G protein-coupled receptor signaling pathway
Molecular function (GO): G protein-coupled receptor binding
Source: RefSeq, a predicted model, not a curated record